GGCGAUUUUUCUUUCUUUGAUUUGGUUCCAGCGAUUUUUCUCUCAUGGGUGGGAGGCUAUGGUUUUUCUCUCCUUGGUGGGAGGUGAUAAGGGAUUGUUUUCAGAGGAGGAUUUGAAGGAGGUGAACGUUGAUGGUCUUGGCUUGGUGCCCGAGUUCCAUUGGGUGCUGCCGAUGGUGGAUGGUUAUGGUCAAAGUUUAGCGACGUUGAUGUUGAUGACAGAAAGCUUUUUUGGUUUCCAUGCUUGGGAAGUGGAGGAAACAAUGGGGCAGAGGGCAAAGUUUCCUUGUACUGGCCAUCAGAUCUCUACAGCAAUGGAUCUUCUAGGGGUUGAUCAUGUGUGCAGUGCAGGCGAG
This is a messenger RNA of Rubroshorea leprosula, 355 nucleotides long. Lineage: Eukaryota; Viridiplantae; Streptophyta; Magnoliopsida; Malvales; Dipterocarpaceae. The record is from the annotation of a GenBank genome assembly.